GCCGGAGUUUAUGCCAAACACCUCGCGUUACUCAGUGUCAGUGUUGCACGUGCGCACGUGUUUUCUUGAUUGUAAACAAUUGACAACAAUUGUUAAAAAAUCGACCUUAAGUCUAUGUAUAUAAACACAAUGUCCAUGGAGUCCGAAGAGAUGGAUUGUCAGGCUGAGAUGGACCAGGACGACGCGAGUGAGGACAGCUCAAUGGACGACGAAGAGGAAGACGAGCCCACCGACCCCACAGACACAAAAGACUCGAAGCCAGAGGUAUAUCUCCCAGGAAAGUCCCUGGAGAAGGGAGAGGAGCUCGUGGUGGACAUGUCUGCCUACAGAAUGCUGCACCAAGCACAGACAGGUGCCCCAUGCCUGAGCUUCGAUAUUAUCAGAGACGACCUGGGGAAUGGUAGAGAGGAGUAUCCCCUGUCCAUGUACCUAGUAGCAGGCACCCAGGCAGCCAGAGCCCACGUCAACAGUCUCCUAGUCAUGAAAAUGACGGAUUUGAACAAAACAAAAGCCAACGAUCACGACGACGAUGAAGAUGAGGACGAUGACGAUGAUGACGACGAUGAUGAGAAGAACUCUCCGAAGAUGAGUGUCGCCUCGAUAAAGCACCAGGGGUGUGUCAACAGGGUGAGGUGCACACAAGUGGGAGAGGCGACGUUGGUGGCCAGCUGGAGUGAACUGGGGAGAGUUGGUAUCUGGAAUAUUGAAGAACAGCUGAGAGCUGUGAACAAUUCCACGACACUGGCAGCCUACAACAAGCAGGAGAAGGCGACAGACGCUGUAUUCACGUUCAAAGGACACCUCUCCGAGGGAUUUGGCAUCGACUGGUGCCCAACUGAGCCCGGAACACUGGCCACUGGAGAUUGCAAGGGAAAUAUUCACCUGUGGAAACAUGUGGCUGGAAGCUGGCAUGUGGAUCAGCGCAGCUUCAAUUCUCAUGCUCCACACAGUGUGGAGGAUCUCCAGUGGUCACCCAACGAGAGGAGUGUACUGGCUUCCUGUUCGGUGGAUAAGAGCAUAAAAAUAUGGGAUACGCGAGCAAGUCCCCAGUCCGCGUGCAUGCUGACAGCAGCCAAUAGUCACGCAGCAGACGUCAACGUCAUCUCCUGGAAUAAGAAAGAGCCACGUUUUCUGGUGUCAGGUGGUGACGAUGGUGCAGUUAAAAUCUGGGAUCUGAGACAAUUUGGGUCUAGCUCCAGCAAUGCGAUAGCCACCUUCAAGCAGCACACAGCGCCUGUUACCACCGUUGAGUGGCAUCCAGACGAGGCGACGGUGUUUGCCUCAGGUGGAACUGAUGAUCAGAUUGCCCAGUGGGACCUCUCAGUGGAGGCAGAUGAGGAUGGUGAAUCUGAUAAAGAAUUGGCGGAUUUACCGCCGCAAUUAUUGUUCAUUCAUCAAGGGCAGUCUGAUGUCAAGGAACUACACUGGCAUCCACAGUGUCCUGGAAUGCUCAUUUCAACUGCGCAUUCGGGAUUCAACAUAUUUAGGACAAUAAGUGUGUAAAAUUAUAAUUUUUUAUUAUUAUGGAGUAGUCAAGGUUUUUGGGAGUUUUGACGGAAUAAAUUCCUGUUGUGAGCGAGUUGUUUUGGAAAA
Diachasmimorpha longicaudata is the source of this 1593-nucleotide messenger RNA. Its product is annotated as glutamate-rich WD repeat-containing protein 1. Gene Ontology annotation, biological process: ribosome biogenesis. The coding region runs from base 115 to 1503 and encodes 462 amino acids. Gene Ontology annotation, molecular function: protein binding. Gene Ontology annotation, cellular component: nucleolus. The transcript has 3 exons. The record is from RefSeq and is a predicted model, not a curated record. NCBI's taxonomy places the organism in Eukaryota, Metazoa, Arthropoda, Insecta, Hymenoptera, Braconidae.